Eurypyga helias (sunbittern) is the source of this 7720-nucleotide messenger RNA. It is a transcript of the gene PRUNE2, whose product is annotated as prune homolog 2 (Drosophila). The record is from RefSeq and is a predicted model, not a curated record. Lineage: Eukaryota; Metazoa; Chordata; Aves; Eurypygiformes; Eurypygidae.
GACUGUGCAUUACACAGGAGUCUCGCUGGUGAUCUGAAAGCAUUCACAGAUAAAUACGGAUUUGAUGUACUUGUAAUUUUGGCCAACUCUUUGUCAGAUGAGAAGCAAACAAAACAACAAAUAGCAGUAUACUCGGAAAACUUAGAGCUAGGCAAUCAAAUCUGCUGUGAAUUAGAAGAAUGUCAGAAUCCUCGUUUGGAGCUGGAACCUCUAGAAUGCGGAUGUGACCAAAUUCUCAUUUAUCAUCAAGAAAAUUCUUUGGUGACCUGUGAUCAAAUUUUUCUUCUAGUUAAGGAAGUGAUAAAUAGAAGACAACCACAAAUGGCAUCAAACAGUAGAACUUCGUCUACUGAAGCUGUUGCUGGGAGCGCUCCACUUUCACAAGGGUCUUCUGGCAUUGUGGAGUUAUAUGGUUCUGAUGUAGAACCACAGCCCAGUUCUGCCAAUUUUAUAGAAAAUCCUCAAGAUCUAAAUGGAGCUAUGCAAGCCCACGUUGAUGUUAAUGUAGACCUUGUGAGUCCAGACAGUGGAUUGGCUACCCUUAGGGCAUUGGCUACCAUUGGGAGCAGCCGGUCUUCCAAGGAGAGUUCUGUUUUCCUUAGUGAUGACAGCCCUGUUGCAGAAGGUGCCGCUUCCCAUCACAGUCUUCUGCCUGGCUUUGAUUCCUAUAGUCCUAUUCCUGAAGGAACAAUAGCUGAAGAACAAAAACCUCAGUCUAGAGACAAUCGCGAUAACUUUGAUCUUUUCAAUUUUGAUCUAGCACAUGUGGUUACAGCUCCAUCUGAGUCAUCUUCUCGUUCUGUUGAUUGUUCCCCAGCAGACGACUAUUUCCUUAAUAGUGAUUCAUCAGAAGGACAACAACUCACUGUGCAGAAAGAACUUGAUGAGGCAAACCUUCUAGAAAAUGGUACAGCAGAUUACUCAACUGACUUUCUUAUGACAACAAAUGAGGAAGAAAAUUUAGCUGGAUUUGAUGAGAGCCCGGGAGAAAUGUGUGAGAAAACUUCAAGCAUGAUAGAUUUAGUUGAAGGUGAUUCUUCUUCACCAGAAAUGUUGAAAUCUGCUGAUUCAAGAAUCCCACCAACUCCUAUGAACAGUCUCGUAGAAACUUCACCAUUAGAUAAUGGGCAGCCUUUGUUCUUCCCACAAGAUGUCAUAAAAAAAAUUAAUGAAAUAGAUGGCGCAAAUUAUUCUCAGUCUCGUGUCAGAUAUGGGAGCUGGUGGGAUGGCUUUGACCUGGAGUCCAGAAAUGCUGAUCCAUGGAGUUCAAAUGAGCAGGAAUCUGUAUUUCAGAGCCCUGUCUUAUGGAAAGAUUGUGAAGAAAAUCCCUUGCUACAAGAACAUACUGAUAGAAGAGCCUCAGAUUCUGUGUUUUUCCAAAAACAGCCAAAACAAAUGGAAUACAUGAGAGCAGGUCUGUGGGAUAAUGAGUUUAAACAAGAUAACUGGAACCAUGAGAGUCAAGUGAAAAACAGUGAACCUUCACAUUUACAAACUGCUUCUUUAGAGAAGACAAAGCAAGAACCAGAGAGCUUUACUGACCCAUGGAAGGUCAGUCAGACGACACCUGUGAUGCCAGAUGCAUGGUGUAGUGGUGAAGGGAAAGGCAGUCAGCUUGCUGGAGACACAUACGAAGUCUGGACUAAGUUUGAUGCAGGAGGUAUUACUAGAUCCUCAGAAAAUGUAUGGAACAUGCCUGAACUGGAUAGAGAAAAAAAAUCAGUUGAUAUUUCUGAGGAGUGGACCAUAUCAAAAACUAGUUUAUCAGAUUCUUCAGAAAUCGCAGUGGACAAUGAGACUGAAAAUCCACCUAUCCAGGUAUCUCCAGAAGUCUGGGAUAAAGAAAGAUAUUAUUCAGUAGAAGAAUAUGGAAAAUCUGUAAAUCCAAAUGCUAUUUACAACAAUAUGCAAAAUAAUUCCAAACUGCAAACAGAUGAAAAAGCUGUAUUUGGUGACCCUAAACAUAGACCAAACCAAUUUGAAAACGUAGAGACCUGGAAUGUGUAUGAUAAGAACAUCAGGAAAGACGUAACGGAAGUAGUGGUGCCGUGGGAGAAUACCUUCUUGUAUAAACGCUCAGAUCUUAGUUUAUCAAACUUAGGUGAAGAUUUAGUUGUUUCUCCACCAGACACCAAUUAUUCAACAUCUGAUUCGUAUAUAUCACCUACAUAUGUGGAAGAUGAAAAAGAAACUGAGGACAAAGAUUUUGAUGAAGAAAGAGUUACUGAUAAAUUUAUAAACUCAAAUUUGACUGAGUCAGAAGUACUUGAGAAAGCAAACAAGGAACCAUUAUGUCCUAGAAACAUGUCUUUUUCAAGCACCAGAAACACAGACAUCUGGAACACUCCCCUAAAUAACGUUACCCACUUACAAGAAAGAAAUUCUGAAAUUACUGCUCCAUCUGCCUCUGCUAAACCUUUCCUUAAUUCAGAACAAACAGCUGAUCACUGUUUUUCAACUGAGAUACAUACCGGUGAAAAUGAUUUUUCUGUGUCUGAAGACAGCAGAACAACACUGGUAAACAAUCAAACAGCGAAUGACUUAGCACUGUCACAGAACAAAUUAAAUACUGGACAGACUGCAGCUGAAAAUGGAGAAACAGUGAGCAGUGUUCCUGUAGAAGACACAGACACUUCUACACCAACUUCAGACACUGGGAAUGGUUUGGAUGUGAAACUAUGCGACUUCGGGAGUGGGAUGCUUAGUAAGAAGGCAGCACAAAACACUGCUGGUGUUGAAAAGCUGGAUAGUCAGGAUUCAGCAGAGCAGUGGAACUCGUGGAGUUUACAGCGUGAGCAGGGUUGUGAGGAAGGCUGGGACAAUGCCAUUGUCAUCUCUCAGGAAGCAGAAGAGGAAAAUAAGAGAACAGAUGAGACAAGGGGACAGCUAAUGAUAAGUGAUAUUUGUAAUAAACCAGUGCAGGAGGACAGUGAAUCUUCAGGUAAUGCAGAUUCGGAAGAAAACAGGUCAACAGCUGAAGUUCCCAGCUCCCCAGAAAGAAUGAAGAAUAGUGUUAGUUUGGAAGCAUUAGUCACAGAGAAUGAGUCAUUUUCCAAUCAAAGUAAUCCAGUUAGUCAAGAAGAGAGGAAAGACUUGUCACAGAAUAAUGUAGAAUCGUCUUCAAGUGCUUCUGAGGAAGGCAGAAAUGAUGAAUCUUUUGAAGACUCCAGACUACAAAAUUACAAUUAUAGUGAAACAUUACAGCUGCUUUCCGAGAAGGUUGAAAAGGAGACUACAGUGAUAGAGGAUGCAACAAGUCCUGAGAUGGAAAGUAUCUCUGAAAGUUCUGACAAGGGUAGUAAUAAACCUGAAAAUAACUCUUCUGAAAUGCCUGGAAGCUCAGGCAUCUGGAAUGACUCUGGAGAGAGUGGUUUUCUCCUAGCCACAUCAAUUCCUUUGAUGAAUGAACCACAAGAAGCACUGGGAGAAGUGAAAGAGGGCUUACACGAAGUGGUUCCUAACCAUCCAGGCAUUUGUAAUUCGGAGUUAGUAUCUUUCAAAAAUAUCUCAGAACCGAACAGGACUCAUGAAAACUCUUUCAUAGAUGAGUUUAAGAAGAGUCCUUCUUCUGGAUAUGUCAGUGUUCCUGACCUUACAGAUAUGUCUGUUGUGGAAAAUUCAUUUUCACAUGAAAUAGGUUCUGGAAGAAAUGAAAACUCUGAAAAUUUAGAACCUGCUAAUAAUCUUUGUGGAGAGCCAUGUGUAAUGCCUAAUGACAGCUUGCCCCAAACUGCUUGGAAUUCACAGCUGUGUGAAGAUUUGCAAUCUCCUGGAACAAGUCCUGAGGCAAGUGAAGUCCUGGAAAUGGCAAACACUACAAGUAGCCUUUCAAAGGAAAUACAGAUCAAAAGUUAUUUGGAAGAAGAUAAUGUGUGGAGUAGUUCAAUACACGAUUAUGCACACUCAAGUGGAACAAGCCCUGAUUUAAGUGAUGCAUCUGUGAAUGUGUGGGGAGACCUUCCAGUUGCCAGUCAUCACAAAAUAAUUAGGGAUAUGUGGGAUAUUAAAAAUAAUAAAAAUCUUGAAGAUGCCUGUAAAAGGAAGGAAUUUGGGAGUGAACGUGAAGAAGGAAUUGAAACAAGUGCUGAGCAGAACAAAGUUCCUAAAAGCUUAGAUUUUUGGAAUGCUCAUGUGGAUGAUGAUACUGUAUCUUCUUUAUCAAGUCCCGACAUAAAUGAAGAUUCAGAGAAUUCAGAGGCAUGUCCAGAAGGGAUUCAUGAAGAGUCCACAUAUGAAAACAAACAGCACAAAGCAUCUGAAAUUGGAGGGGAUUAUGCUCAAUCUAACGCAACAAAUCCUGAAGCAAACGAAGACAAUUCAGACAAUUCAAAAACAAAGGUGGGAGAGGAGCUCCAGGUAGGCAUCUUCAAUGAAGAUCCUGAAGCAAUUAAAGCUAAGAAAGUAUUACAGGAGGACUUGACUAUAAUGGAGUGUAAUGAGACUUCUGAAUAUUUAGGUCACUGGGAAGCACUUCAGAAAAAAGCCCAGGUGAGUGUUUUCAGUGAGAAAACAGGUAGCGAAGAAGACUCAUAUUUAUAUCAAAUGAAUGAAGAUGCUACACUGACUUGUGCUCUUGGUGAUAAAGAAGAGUAUUCUUCAAAAGAUGGAGAUAGGUGGAAUAUGUCAUUGGAAGCUAAUUUAAGACCUAAUCCAAAAUCCAUAGUAGGAACAUUUGGUUUUGCAGAUGACAGUUCAGAAUGGUGGACUUCACAACCUUGUGAAGAAAAGCAAUUGGAAGGUCAGUAUUCUGUUUCAAGUCACCCUGCAACAAACGAGUUAACAGAUAGUCAGGAGGUCUCUUGGGGAUCACCUUCACAACAUGAAGAACUAACAGAAGCGCAUUUCACUAAUGCAAGUAACGAUGAAAAUCACCUUCACUCCCUGUACUGUGAUGAAACACAAAAUGAAAGGCUAGUACAUCCUAUGAAUGUUCCUGAUAGUCAAAUAAAUCAAGACACUCUACAAUUCAAACAAUUUGAUCCUUUCAUAGUGCAUGAAAGGGGCCUGAAAGGCCAGUUGUUUCCUACAAAUGAGGAAAAUCGACUGACUCCACAGAAUCCUUUUUCACAUGAGGAACAAGGUAUGCCAAACACAUCAGUUGAAGAAAUUACUGUACUGGAUCUACCAAAAGACAAUGAGGGAAGUGCAAGUCUUAUUCCUCAAGAACAACAGCUGGACACCUGUGAAAGAUUAGAAGUGUGCAACUCCCUGCCAGGUGCGUUCACUGUAGAAGACUUCUCUUUUGAAAUGACAGAGAAGUCAAGUCCAGGGUGGAGUACAUUAGUUCCUCAACCUGCACUUAUCCCAGAUAUCUUACAGGAUAACACACAAGAAAUGAAUCAGCUUUUUUCAGUGGAACCUGACCUGUGGACUAAUGCUGAACGGAUUGUCACUCUGAAAUCAGAUGGUGAAAAUCCUGAUAUAUUAAGUCACUGUGACCAAGACAAUAGUUCAGAGGCAUCAAGCAGUCCUGAUGUGUGCCAGGAGUAUGAAGCUAAGCAUAUCUCUAUCCCAUCUUCUCAGGUUGGGGUGGAGCCUGAAGACAAAGAUAGACAAACAAUUCAUGCAUGGUCAGAUAUGAGUGAAGAGGCAGAUUCUGAUUCAAAGUGUCAGUUAGUAAUGCAGAAGGUAGAGACACAGUCUGAAAGUGGGAGCCCCCAGGACUCUAAACCGGGGAAGACCAAAGAAUCCUAUCCGCUAACCUCGUCUAAUACUCAAGAGCCUCCUGAAUUUGCAAUUUUGGAAGAAUAUGAUCUAGAAAAUAAACUUGUUACUGACCCAGUUGAGUUGGCUGGAAUUACCAGUGAAGUUUUAGAAGUGUCAUCAAUAGAUCUGAAAGACACGUUCCAUGAAAGUUCUACUCCUGCAAGCCGUGAAGAAACACCAUCUGAUACAGCUCAGAUAGUGACCUCUCAAAUGCAUUUGGUUCCCAUGGAUUUCACUCUACCUAAUAGGGCAGAACACAGCUUAAAAGAAAUCAGUGCCUUGACUGAAGCUAGAAGAUAUUUUGAUAUUGACCAAACAGCAAUAACUGGUGAUGAACUACACAUGUCAGAAGAGCGUGUGGAUGAAUCUGAGACAGGGAUAGAAGGUAACAUCAGGAACACAUCAGUGACUGGCGUCCCCACAAGCAUAUGUGGUCGGAGGGACAUACUGGCAGAAGUAGUCAGUGAAGCCACAGCAGAGGAAUCAAAGGAUAAACAGAUAUUCUUUCCCAAAUCCUUUCUGCCUGGUGCUUACGAAGGCCAUGAAUCUGAUUCAAAUGAUCAACUGGAUGAUAACAUAGCAAAAGAAUCUGAAGUCGUAAUUGAAAACGACGUUCCUGUGUUUAAGGAGAUGUCCAGUGACCAAUCCCCAGGGGUGUGUACUCCACCAUCCGACGUGUCUUUUGAUGCUGAACCCUCUAGUAGCAGGGAGUGUGCAGAGGAUGAGCUCUUGUUACAGCAGCCAUUUUGUGACAGCAUUUCUUUGGAAAAGGCUUCCCCACUGCCAGCUCCUUCGGAAGGUGCGGAAGGCAUCCUGAAGACCAAAGACAGCAGCAUUAAAUAUCAGGUGUCUGAAUCAUCCGCAGAGUGCCUUCAGGAAAAUCUCACAUCAAUAUCUUCACUCUCCCAGUCUGAAGCAACUCCAGGAGCUUCCGAGAUUUCGGCAGGAAAAUCUGAAGCAGAAACUACUGAUUUCGACUCGCCGCCAGGUGGAGAUAGAAGAUCACCUGAUGAAGCUGGCACUCACACCCUGCUCUGCAGGGAGAACAGGCCGAGAAGUUCCUCUGAGAGCCCUGGACUGAAAAGUGCAGAGGGUAAGGAAGAAGCGGGGACGCAGGCACACCGAGGUCCAACUUCACUGGACAUGGAUUACAUCCUUGUUAAGGAGGAAGAAAAUACACCUGCAGUGAAGGAUACCCUUGAAAGAAAGGAAAGUGAUUUUGCAUUUCAAGAAGGGAGUGUAGCUGCACAAACAGAAUCUUGUGAAGGCUUUUCACCGGGAGCCUUGGAUACCUUUCAGUCCAUAUCCAUUACAAAUGAAGGGGAAGAUCACUCUGUUUGUGGAACUGAAUGGGACUCUGUUCACUUAGAAGAUAAAAGUUCUGUUGUGCCUGAAAAAAUGGAUGAUGAAAGGAGAUCACAGGAAAGCUGUGGGCAAGAUGAGGGCUGGAUUAUAUUGGGCCAAAAUGAAGUCAGUGACAUAUCACCUGAAAAAAUUUCUGUCGAGUCAGAGAUGCCAAAAUCAGAGACUGGACGUUCUGGGGAAGAACCAGCAGCUGUUGUAGCACAGGAAUUGAUUCUUGACACUUGGGCAGAAUCUCAGAUAGAUGGUGUUGAUGGUGCCUGGGAAGCAAAUUCUCAACAGAGACUCAGAAGUAACGUAGCAACAGAACAAGAAAUGAAGGAGGAAAUGGUGCUUCUCAACAGUGAAAGAGAACCGAGUCAAAAAUCAGGGUUGGCACAAGAGGAUGUAGGAAUGGACAUCCCCUUUGCUGAGGGUGUAUUAAGCCCCAGUGCUACAGAGAUGAGACCCGAACCUCCCAAUUCUCUUGAUCUUAACGGUUCCCAUCCAAGAAGGAUAAAGCUCACUGCUCCAAAUAUCAAUCUCUCUUUGGACCAGAGUGAAGGAUCUAUACUUUCUGAUGAUAAUUUGGAUACACCAGAUGAAAUUGACAUCAAUGUAGAUGACCUUGACACUCCUGAUGAGGCAGACUCUUUUGAAUACACUGGACAAG